UGGGAGGUGGUGGAGGAGGCCGGAGAGGAGAGAGACAUCAUGUCAUCUAGUGAUGGUACAAAUGGACCAAGUCAACCUGGACUUUUCCCUAAUGGGCCUCGGUUGAUGAGAGCACCUUAUAUGAAUCCAGUCCCACAUUUUCCAGGCAUGCCCCUGGCCUCUUUGGGUCCGAGAGCAGGUGUAGGACCGCAUGGAAUGAUACCUCCCUUGAUGGGACCACUUGGUGGGCAUCAGAUGACUCAGAUGCCUACAAUGAUACCUCCUCUCAUGUCGGGAAUGAUGAUGACUACUCAUGUUGCCCCAGGGCCGUUACCAGCUGCACUACAGGCCGGUGUAAACAGCAUGGAUCCCCAGCUAGCUCAGGCAGCUGUUACGCAGCCACCGCACCCUGUUAUUACAGCACAAGCCGUUACAACUAAUAGUUUAGCAAAUGAAGAACAAAGUAAAACUAAGUCUGUAUGGACUGAACACAAAUCCCCGGACGGAAGAACAUAUUAUUAUAAUACAGAAACGAAACAGUCCACCUGGGAGAAGCCGGAUGAAAUGAAAUCACCUGUCGAGCAAUUGUUGUCCAAAUGCCCUUGGAAGGAAUUUAAAUCCGACUCUGGGAAACCAUACUACUAUAACUCUCAGACGAAAGAGUCCCGAUGGGCAAAGCCCAAAGAGUUGGAAGAUCUUGAGGUUAUGAUAAAAGCUGAGGAAAACAGCGCCCCGCCGGAAGAUACUGCAGCCCUCCUGUCGGCGCCUGGCACUGUUCCUGGGGAGGCUAACGGCACCCCAGUGCCCCUGGCUACCGAACUGGAGCCAAUCGCUUCUGCUCCGGCAACUCCUGCCAUAGACACUGAAAAUACGCUUACGGAUUCUACCGAAGAGCAAGCCCUGUCUAUAACGUCCUCCAUUCAAGAGAAGGAAGUAGAAGUCGGCAGCAGUGUUAUGAUUGAUGAAACUUCGCAACAAGAGCCUAUUGUAGAAGCGGCUCCUGUAGAGGAGAGAGAGGAGAAGAUUCUAAAGAAAACCUACACUUGGAACACAAAAGAAGAAGCAAAACAAGCCUUUAAGGAGCUCCUUAAGGAAAAGCAUGUUCCAUCCACUGCUUCUUGGGAGCAAGCUAUGAAAAUGGUCAUUAACGAUCCCAGAUAUAGUGCAUUGGCUAAAUUGAGUGAGAAAAAGCAAGCUUUUAAUGCCUAUAAGGUCCAAACAGAGAAAGAAGAAAAAGAAGAAGCUAGACUGAAAUACAAGAUUGCAAAGGAAGAUUACCAAAGGUUCCUAGAAAAUCACGAUAGGAUGACUUCUACAACUAAAUACAAAAAAGCAGAACAGAUGUUUGUUGAGCUAGAAGUAUGGAAUGCUAUUUCUGAACGCGACCGUCUUGAAAUCUACGAAGAUGUUUUGUUCUACCUUGCAAAAAAAGAAAAGGAACAAGCUAAACAGCUUAGGAAGAGAAAUUGGGAAGCCUUAAAAAAUAUUCUGGACAACAUGGCAAAUGUAACAUACAGCACCACAUGGUCAGAGGCCCAGCAAUACCUUAUGGACAAUCCAACUUUUGCAGAGGAUGAGGAACUUCAAAACAUGGAUAAGGAAGAUGCUCUAAUAUGCUUUGAAGAACACAUUCGUGCUUUGGAAAAAGAAGAGGAAGAGGAGAAGCAGAAAAGUUUGCUAAGAGAAAGGAGGCGGCAGAGGAAAAACAGGGAGUCUUUUCAGGUAUUUCUGGAUGAGUUGCACGAACACGGGCAGUUACAUUCCAUGUCUUCGUGGGUUGAGUUGUACCCCACCGUUAGUUCUGACAUCAGAUUUGCCAACAUGCUUGGUCAGCCAGGGUCAACUGCACUAGACCUCUUCAAAUUUUAUGUUGAGGGUCUGAAGGCACGGUACCAUGAUGAAAAGAAGAUAAUAAAAGAUAUUCUAAGGGACAAAGCCUUUGUUGUUGAACUCUCUACCUCGUUUGAAGACUUUGUUUCGGUGAUCAGUUCAACCAAAAGGGCCACUACAUUGGAUGCUGGAAAUAUUAAACUUGCUUUCAAUGGUCUUUUGGAGAAGGCUGAGGCACGGGAACGAGAGAGAGAAAAGGAGGAAGCGCGAAAAAUGAAACGGAAAGAAUCUGCCUUCAAAAGUAUGUUGAAGCAGGCAGCUCCUCCGGUGGAGCAGGAUUCUCUCUGGGAAGAGGUUCGGGAACGGUUUGUUAAAGAGCCAGCCUUUGAAGAUAUCACGUUAGAAUCUGAACGCAAAAGGAUAUUUAAAGAUUUUAUGUAUAUGCUAGAGCAUGAAUGUCAGCAUCACCAUUCGAAAAACAAGAGGCACUCUAAGAAAUCGAAGAAACAUCAUCGGAAGAGAUCUCGAUCUCGUUCGGGAUCUGAAUCGGAGGAAGAGGAGGAAAACCACACAAAAAAGAAAAGGCAACGGUCAGGCUCCCGAUCAGCCUCUGAACAUUCCACAAGUGGAGAGUCCGAAAAAAGCUACAAAAAAUCGAAAAAACACAAGAAGAAAAGCAAAAAGAGGAGACACAAGUCUAAUUCACCAGAAACCGAUGGUGACCGGGACCGAGACCGGGAAAAAGAUAAAAAGGAAAGGGAGAGGGAGAGAGACAAAGAGAAUGACAAGGAUAGAGGUCGGCAUAGGUCGCGCUCAAAGCAGAAAUCUCCCAAAAGAAAAGGGGGCAAGGACUCUCAGGGUCAGUGGGACACAUCUGGAAGUGAACUAAGUGAAGGAGAAUUAGAAAAGAGAAGACGGACCCUAUUAAAACAACUGGAUGAUGAUCAAUAAGAACAUCUUGAACCAAAUACGUUUACAACAUGUUCAUGCAUAAUUUCAGAUUGUAACGUGGGAAUAUGCUUCAUGAAUAAAAUAAAUCGGUCAAAGAGCUGCUCUAUGUAUAAAAACAAUAGAAUAUGGGUGUUAGAAAUCCAGAUGUAAAUUUAACUUUUUUUGAAGAGUUGCCUUAUGAACCAUUUUUUUUCUCUUUUCUUUCCAAAUCCUUUGUUUUGGUUCCAGAGGCGUGUGCGAUGCUUUACAUGCCCCUCUGGUGCUAAAGGGGUUUACAGAAUGUGCCAUCAAACAUUGUGAGAAUCCUGUUGUCUAGAAUCUGUCAUUUGGCAUGGGGCGGGGGGGAGCUACUGAAUUGUACUUCUGAUUUAAACAAAGUCCUAUUUUUUUAUUUGUUGAAUUUUAUUGGCGGCAUAUCCGUUCCUGCUUCGAUUCAUCAAGUUCAUGUGGUUACACAUACUUCUAAUUGGAAUAUUUUUGUACAUUUUUAUGAAGUAUUAAAACUGUCUUUUAUUUUGUUCUAGUAUUUAUUUGCGCACUGGCCAGAGUAUUACAUCAUCUAAAUAAAAAAAUGGGUCCAAGCGUCCAUUGAAGGUUUUAUAAUAAUCAUCCAUGACGGUUGGAAUCACGUGACUUCUUUACUAAUUUUUUUUGUAUUACUCUUUCAUAGCCAGCGGUGCAAUGAAAAAAAAAAAAAGAACUUGUUGGCCAAAUGCAUUAAACGGAGUUCAGUUAGCCGGCAAUCCGUAUUUCAGUGAUGAUUGAUCUGUUUUAGAUAACUGUGUAUAUAUUAAGCAAGCACAAAUGAUUACCCUGCAUUCCUCCGUAGAUUUUUUUUUUCAGUCAUUUUUGUUGAAAUUAUUAUUAAACUUCCAGAACUCUUUUUGCAAUA
Spea bombifrons (plains spadefoot toad) is the source of this 3652-nucleotide messenger RNA. RefSeq names its product pre-mRNA processing factor 40 homolog A (gene PRPF40A). The record is from RefSeq and is a predicted model, not a curated record. The transcript has 27 exons. The coding region runs from base 40 to 2760 and encodes 906 amino acids. Gene Ontology annotation, biological process: mRNA cis splicing, via spliceosome. Gene Ontology annotation, molecular function: protein binding; RNA binding. Gene Ontology annotation, cellular component: U2-type prespliceosome; U1 snRNP. Lineage: Eukaryota; Metazoa; Chordata; Amphibia; Anura; Pelobatidae.